This is a messenger RNA of Protopolystoma xenopodis, 966 nucleotides long. Lineage: Eukaryota; Metazoa; Platyhelminthes; Monogenea; Polystomatidea; Polystomatidae. The record is from the annotation of a GenBank genome assembly.
AAGUCGGACCGUCCGGCAGGCCUGAACCACCAUCGGAAGCGACACCAUCUCCAUCCGCCGCAGCGCUACGCGCCAAAUUCUGUUCGUCUGCCUCGCGACGACAUCAGCUUGUCCAGGCGACUCGACCUGACGCACUCCACCGCAGCGACCGACAGCCGCCCCGAGGAACCAGAUGGGGCUACCUCGAGACCCGACCUCGACAUUUCCCCCCUCAGAGGCACUCCGAUGCUGUCUUGUCAUUUCGCCGGCUCCAAGCGACGUUUAGGCUAUGGCUCCGUGUUGAACGGGGCCGAAGAGACGGACAGAUCGACGCGAUGCCUUGUUGCCAGGAGUGUUGUUGUGCCGAACACCGACUCCGAUGCCGACGUCGACGCCGAUGCCGAAGUUGAGACGGAAGUCAACGCAGAGAUAGAUGAGGAUUUAGAGACCCAUUGUGUAGUCGGUGGCUGCUGUGAAGAAGAACAGGAGGAAGAGGAGGAAGAAGAAGAAGAGGAGGAGGAAGAAGAGGAAGAGGAAGGGGAAGGUGGAAAUGGGCCGAGCUUUGAUACCGACAAGGAAAUGCUGGAUCCCCACGAGCAGACCAAUUCGCACGAACUCACGCCGGCCGACAAGCUGGACGAGGAGUCGGCCUCGGCUUUGAAGCUUGACUACUCGCGUCUCCAGACCGGCGGCGGAUUUGCCUUUCCCACUUUCUCUUCCGCACCUCCCAGCCCUUUUCAUAAAAACUUUCACUCCUCCAUACCCCCACCCCCACAUCACCAACUUGACACCCUUUUGCCGGGACAAAAGAGGAAAUCAACUCAACGGGGAGUGUGUCUUUCUCUCUCCUCCUCGUCCCAUCCACUCUUUUUAUCCUUUCUCCUACCCCGCUUCCUAUUUUCUCCACCCACUCUGUCGAGUGACCCAACCCUCCGUCAGACCCGUUCAUUCGGUCGGCUACACAUACUUCAAAUGGGCACUCUUUAG